Molecule: messenger RNA, 5994 nt
Organism: Amborella trichopoda
Lineage: Eukaryota; Viridiplantae; Streptophyta; Magnoliopsida; Amborellales; Amborellaceae
Source: RefSeq, a predicted model, not a curated record
ACCGAAUCUUCUAUAAUGGAGUUCUCGCGUUCAUCUUCAUUGCAAUUGAUUCUUUCUCUUUGUUGUAUUCUCCUUUCAUUUCUGGUUUUUAGAUCCCAAGCUCAAGCAACACUCGACCCAAAUGAAGCCAUGGCUCUGAGAUCAUUGUCAGAAAAAUGGGGUAUUUCUUCUUCAGCUAGCUGGAAUAUCAGUGGUGAACCUUGCAGUGGAACCGCCAUUGAUACUUCACAGAUCGAAGACAACAACCCUGCAAUUAAGUGCUCUUGCACUAGCACUACUUGCCAUAUUACACACAUGAGAGUCUAUGCCAUGAGUGUUACUGGAAGCUUUCCGGAAGAGAUUGGGAAUCUGACUUCCCUAACAAAUUUGAACCUCGCUCAAAACUAUCUAACCGGCCAUUUACCAACAUUUAUUGGAAAUCUUACCUCUAUGCAAUACUUCACCGUGGGUAUCAACAUGCUAUCUGGAACUGUUCCGAAGGAGCUUGGCAAUUUCCUAGAUAUACGCUCACUGAGUUUUAGUUCAAAUAACUUCUCGGGCGAGCUACCUCCUGAGCUCGGUGAUUUGGUUACUCUAGAACAACUCUACAUUAUUAGCGCAGGUGUAAGUGGUGAGAUUCCUUCAACAUUUUCCCAAUUGAAAAAUCUGCGUACUUUGUGGGCAUCAGACAAUGGUUUCACUGGGAAGAUGCCUGACUUCAUUGGAAAUUGGACAAAACUCGAAACAUUGAGGCUUCAAGGAAAUUCUUUUCAAGGUCCAAUACCUUCAAGUUUUGACAGCCUAACCACAUUGAGGGAUCUGAGAAUAAGUGAAUUGUCUAAUGGGACAUCAUCCUUGGAUUUCAUAAAGAAUAUGAAGAAUUUAACUACCCUGGUAUUGAGGAAUAAUAUGAUCUCUGGUAUGAUUCCAUCUGAUAUUGGGGGCCAUGCUCAGUUAGCUCACUUGGAUUUGAGCUUCAAUAGCCUGACUGGUGAAAUUCCAAGCUCUCUUUUUAAUAUGAGUUCUCUUUCCUUCUUACUUUUGGGAAACAAUAACUUGUCUGGAAGUCUUCCUCAGCAAAAAAGCUCAUCUCUUUCUAAUAUAGAUUUAUCUUACAAUCAAUUAACCGGAAGCUUUCCUUCAUGGAUGAAUGUUCAAAAUUUAACAAUGAAUUUGGUUGGGAACUCCUUUGUAAUUGGAAAUUCCAACAACAGUCUUGCUCCUGCAGGUUUGCAUUGUCUUCAACGGACCUUCCCAUGCAAUCGAAAUGCUCCACGUUAUUCCUCAUUAGCCAUAAAUAGUGGUGGCAAACAGAUGACAUCAGCUGAUGGAACAGUUUAUGAGCAAGAUAAUGUCACCCUUGGAAUGGCUUCCUAUUAUGUAACUGACACACAAAGGUGGGCCAUAAGCAGCACUGGGAGGUUUCUUGAUAGUCCCAGGCCCCGGUAUAUUGAAACCAGUCAAUCCCAGUUCACAAACAUUUCAGACUCGGAGCUUUUCCAGACAGCAAGGUUAUCUCCGGGAUCCUUGAGAUACUAUGGCCUAGGCCUUGAAAAUGGGGAGUACACUAUUAGACUGGAAUUUGCUGAACUAGCAUUUGCUACUCCACCUGACUGGCGGAGUGUUGGGAGGCGUGUUUUCGAUGUUUAUCUCCAAGGGAAAUUACAAUUGAAGGACUUUGAUAUCAGAAAGGAAGCAAGUGACUCUUCAUUUAGAGCUGUUUCCAAGACAUACAAAGCAAAUGUGACAGAAAAUUUCCUUGAAAUUCAUCUCUUUUGGGCUGGUAAGGGUACUUGUUGCAUACCCAAUCAAGGAUACUACGGACCUCUGAUUUCAGCUGUUAAAGCUACUCCAGAUUUUGUGCCCACUGUUAGCAACUUACCACCAAGCACAUCCUCAAAACAGAACAGAACCGGGUUAAUUGUUGGGAUUGUGGUUGGUUCUGGAGUCCUGUUUCUCAUUGCCAUAUCAGCAAUUUUCAUAGUCAGACAAAGAAAGAAAAAAGGGCUAUCAGAUGGAGAGUUCCUUGGAAUGGGUGCCAGGCCAAACACUUUUAGUUAUGCUGAACUGAGGACUGCAACUGAGGACUUCAAUGCUAAGAAUAAGCUGGGAGAGGGAGGAUUUGGUGCUGUAUAUAAGGGUACACUACCGGAUGGAAGAACUGUAGCAGUGAAACAACUGUCAGUAACUUCUCGCCAAGGAAAAAAUCAAUUCAUCACCGAGAUUGCGACAAUGUCUGCAGUGCAGCACCGCAACCUCGUGAGGUUGUAUGGGUGCUGCAUAGAGAGAGAUCAGCGACUCUUGGUCUAUGAGUAUCUGGAAAACAAGAGCCUCGAUCAGGCACUAUUUGGGAAGAGUAAACUACAUCUUGAUUGGCCUACCCGCUACAGUAUUUGCAUGGGAACAGCUAGAGCGCUGGCAUAUCUUCACGAGGAGUCAAGGCCUAGAAUUGUUCACAGAGAUGUAAAAGCUAGCAAUAUACUCCUUGAUGCUGAUCUCAUUCCCAAAAUCUCGGAUUUUGGUUUGGCCAAGCUUUUUGAUGAUACGAAGACCCACAUUAGCACCAGAGUUGCAGGAACAAUAGGCUAUUUGGCCCCAGAAUAUGCCAUGAGAGGGCACUUGACAGAAAAAGUGGAUGUAUUUGGAUUCGGAGUGGUGGCUCUCGAGGUUCUUAGUGGAAGACCCAAUGCAGAUACCAGCCUAGAUCAAGAGAAGAUUUACCUCCUGGAAAGGGCUUGGCAUCUGCAUGAGAACAAUCAAGAGAGAGAACUGGUGGAUCAGAGGUUGACAGAUUUUAACGAAGAACAAGUGACCCAAAUUAUCGGUGUGGCCCUCCUUUGCACGCAGGCUUCUCCUAUGUUACGCCCAUCCAUGUCUCGAGUGGUGGCCAUGUUAGCUGGAGAUAUGGAGGUGGCCACUGUUUCAUCAAGGCCUGGUUAUUUAACUGAUUGGCAUUUCGAUGACAUUAAUAGCUUAGUUAGCCAGGAUUAUACUCCGGGGUCUGCCACAAGAGUCAAUAAUACAGAGAGUGAGAUAUCCUUCUCUCACAGCACAACCUUUAAUACAUCACCCAUGAGUUCCGGUCGACCAAUGCUGCAUGGGGGUAUCGAUAAAGGGAGGUCCGUGGCUCUGAGAUCAUUGUCAGAAAAAUGGGGUAUUUCUUCUUCAGCUAGCUGGAAUAUCAGUGGUGAACCUUGCAGUGGAACCGCCAUUGAUACUUCAAAGAUUGAAGACAACAACCCUGCAAUUAAGAGGCUUCAAGGAAACUCUUUUCAAGGUCCAAUACCUUCAAGUUUUGCCCGCCUAACCUCAUUGAGGGAUCUGAGAAUAAGUGAAUUGUCUAAUGGGACAUCAUCCUUGGAUUUCAUAAAGAAUAUGAAGAAUUUAACUAUCCUGGUAUUAAGGAAUAAUAUGAUCUCUGGUAUUAUUCCAUCUGAUAUUGGGGGCCAUGCUCAGUUAGCUCACUUGGAUUUGAGCUUCAAUAGCUUGACUGGUGAAAUUCCAAGCUCUCUUUUUAAUAUGAGUUCUCUUUCCUUCUUAUUUUUGGGAAACAAUAACUUGUCUGGAAGUCUUCCUCAGCAAAAAAGCUCCUCUCUUUCUACUAUAGAUUUAUCUUACAAUCAAUUAACCGGAAGCUUUCCUUUAUGGAUGAAUGCUCAAAAUUUAACAAUGAAUUUGGUCGGGAACUCCUUCGUAAUUGGAAAUUCCAACAACAGCGUUACUCCUGUAGGUUUGCAUUGUCUCCAACGGACCUUCCCAUGCAAUCGAAAUGCUCCACGUUAUUCCUCAUUUGCCAUAAAUAGUGGUGGCAAACAGAUAACAUCAGCUGAUGGAACAGUUUAUGAGCAAGAUAAUGUCACCCUUGGAAUGGCUUCCUAUUAUGUAACUGACACACAAAGGUGGGCCAUAAGCAGCACUGGGAGGUUUCUUGAUAGUCCCAGUCCCCGGUAUAUUGAAACCAGUCAAUCCCAGUUCACAGCCACUUUAGACACAGAGCUUUUCCAGACAGCAAGGUUAUCUCCAGGAUCCUUAAGAUACUAUGGCCUGGGCCUUCAAAAUGGGGUGUACACUAUCAGACUGGAAUUUGCUGAACUAGAAUUUCCUACUCCACCUGACUGGCGGAGUACUGGGAGGCGUGUUUUCGAUAUUUAUAUUCAAGGGAAAUUGGAAUUGAAGGACUUUGAUAUCAGAAAGGCAGCAGGUGACUCUUCAUUUAGAGCUGUUCCCAAUACAUACAAAGCAAACGUGACAGAAAAUUUCCUUGAAAUUCAUCUCUUUUGGGCUGGUAAGGGUACUUGCUGCAUACCCAAUCAAGGAUACUACGGACCUCUGAUUUCAGCUGUUAAAGCUACUCCAGAUUUUGUGCCCAAUGUUAGCAACUUACCACCAAGCACAUCCUCAAAACAGAACAGAACCGGCUUAAUUGUUGGGAUUGUGGUUGGUUUUGGAGUCCUGUUUCUCAUUCUCGUAUCAGCAAUUUUCAUAGUCCGAAAAAGAAAGAAAAGAGGGCUAUCAGAUGAAGAGUUUCUUGGAAUGGGUGCCAGGCCAAACACUUUUAGUUAUUGUGAACUGAGGACUGCGACUGAGGACUUCAAUGCUAAGAAUAAGCUGGGAGAGGGAGGAUUUGGUGCUGUAUACAAGGUAAAACUAUCGGAUGGAAGAACUGUAGCAGUGAAACAACUGUCGGAAACUUCUCACCAAGGAAAGAAUCAAUUCAUCACCGAGAUUGCGACAAUAUCUGCAGUGCAGCACCGUAACCUCGUGAGGUUGUUUGGGUGCUGCAUAGAGGGAGAUCAGCGACUCUUGGUCUAUGAAUAUCUGGAAAACAAGAGCGUCGAUCAGGCACUAUUUGAGAAGAGUGAACUACAUCUUGAUUGGUCUACCCGCUACGAGAUUUGCAUGGGAACUGCUAGAGGGCUGGCAUAUCUUCACGAGGAGUCGAGGCCUAGAAUUGUUCACAGAGAUGUAAAAGCUAGCAAUAUACUCCUUGAUGCUGAUCUCAUUCCCAAAAUCUCAGAUUUUGGUUUGGCCAAGCUUUAUGAUGAUACGAAGACCCACAUUAGCACCAGAGUUGCAGGAACAAUUGGCUAUUUGGCCCCAGAAUAUGCCAUGCGCGGGCAUUUGACAGAAAAAGCUGAUGUAUUUGGAUUCGGAGUGGUGGCUCUCGAGAUUCUUAGUGGAAGACUCAAUUCAGAUACAAGCCUAGAUGAGGAGCAGAUUUACCUCCUGGAAUGGGCAUGGCAUCUGCAUGAGAACAAUAGAGAGAUAGAACUGGUGGAUCAGAGGUUGACAGAUUUUAACGAAGAACAAGCAACCCGAACUAUCGGUGUGGCCCUCCUUUGUACGCAGGCUUCUCCUAUUUUACGCCCAUCCAUGUCUCGCGUAGUGGCCAUGUUAGCAGGAGAUAUAGAGGUGGCCACAGUUUCAUCAAGGCCCAGUUAUUUGACUGAUUGGCAUUUCAAUGACAUUAAUAGCUUAGUUAGCCAGGAUUAUACUCCUUCCACAAGAGUCAAUAAUACACAGAGUGAGAUGGACAGCACAACCUUUAAUACAGACUCUUCACCCAUGAAUGCCAAUCGCCCAAUACCGCAUGGGGGUAUCGAUGAAGGGAGGUGAUGUAUGAUGUAAAUGGAGCCUAAAAGAUGAUGUUUGUUUCAUUGUUGGUUUUUAUUGGACUCUCUCUCUCUCUCUUUUAGAGGUUACUCACCAGCGCAGGAGAUGCUCUCAAUGAUUACUUGCUAGCAAAGAAGAUGGUUUAGUGACUCACUGAGAUGUAUAUUCUAUCUGAAGGUGAGCUUUGAGUUUUGUGCUGUGUUUUAAUUGUUUGAAUAUUUCCUGUUGUACAUUUUUGUAUUAUCAACUACGACUGAGCCUUCUCUAUGUUUCUGGUUAUUGGGGAUAAUUGCUUCAUGUAAUGUGUAGACGCAAUCUAAAUGGUGAAAGGCUCUGGGUUUUCGUUGUAUUUAUUGUAUUGCUGUUUGUUUGUGGCUUUUGUAUAUCAUCAAAUUUUAUUCA